Molecule: messenger RNA, 1393 nt
Organism: Camelina sativa (false flax)
Lineage: Eukaryota; Viridiplantae; Streptophyta; Magnoliopsida; Brassicales; Brassicaceae
Source: RefSeq, a predicted model, not a curated record
CACUUUUAAAAUGUUCUCACUUUCUCUCUCUCAUAAUAUUCAACUAAGUGUGUAUAUAUAAUCUUCAUGAGCAGCUUUAUAUAUAUUGAGCAUAAUAUUAAUAUCUCUUAGAAGUGUGAGAGAACUCGUUAAGCUCUUCUUCUCUUUUCUUCUCUCUCUCAACGGACAACACGCGUUUGGAGAGAAGCUCGGUCUUUAUAUCAUCGUGCCGCAACAAUUGAUCGUGGAAAUCGGCGUUUGCGUCGUUUAUAUGGUCACCGGAGGCAAAUCUUUAAAGAAGUUUCAUGAGCUAGUUUGUGAUGAUUGUAAACCAAUCAAACUUACUUAUUUCAUCAUGAUCUUCGCUUCUGUUCACUUCGUCCUCUCCCAUCUUCCCAAUUUCAAUUCCAUCUCGGGCGUUUCUCUCGCCGCUGCCGUUAUGUCUCUCAGCUACUCAACCAUCGCAUGGGGAGCAUCAGUGAGCAAAGGCGUUCAAGAAGAUGUUCAAUAUGGUUACAAAGCAAAAUCAACAGCCGGUACGGUUUUCAAUUUCUUCAGCGGUUUAGGUGAUGUAGCGUUCGCUUACGCGGGCCACAACGUUGUCCUUGAGAUCCAAGCAACAAUCCCUUCGACGCCUGAGAAGCCUUCAAAAGGUCCUAUGUGGAAAGGAGUCAUCGUUGCUUACAUCGUCGUCGCUCUUUGUUAUUUCCCUGUGGCUCUCGUCGGAUAUUAUAUUUUCGGAAACGGUGUUGAAGACAACAUUCUCAUGUCGCUUAAGAAACCAGCAUGGUUAAUCGCGACCGCCAACAUCUUCGUCGUGAUCCAUGUCAUCGGUAGUUACCAGAUAUAUGCAAUGCCAGUAUUUGACAUGAUGGAGACUUUAUUGGUUAAGAAGCUAAAUUUCAGACCGACCAUAGCUCUUCGGUUCUGUGUCCGUAAUUUCUACGUUGCUGCAACUAUGUUUGUUGGUAUGACGUUUCCGUUCUUUGGUGGGCUUUUGGCGUUCUUUGGUGGAUUCGCGUUUGCUCCAACCACAUACUUUAUCCCUUGCGUCAUUUGGUUAGCAAUCUACAAACCCAAGAAAUACAGCUUGUCUUGGUGUGCAAACUGGGUAUGUAUCAUGUUCGGUCUUUGCCUAAUGAUUCUAUCGCCGAUCGGAGGGCUAAGAACAAUCGUUAUUCAAGCAAAGGAUUAUAAGUUUUACUCGUAAAUUUGCUAUAAUUAUAUAUGUCAUAUGACUAAUUAAGAAACAUAUUUUUAUAUGUAUGUGUGUGAAGGAGUUUUUUUAAGAGAUCAACACGAGACAUAGAAGAAUCAAUGGUCUUGUCUGAUUCUAAAAUGUAGUUUCUAGCUUUUGUAUUUUUGUGUGUUUACAUUAUAUAUAAAAAAAAUCAGGUUUCAAAUUGUUUGGUUU